Ostrea edulis (European flat oyster) is the source of this 2159-nucleotide messenger RNA. RefSeq lists its product as uncharacterized. Lineage: Eukaryota; Metazoa; Mollusca; Bivalvia; Ostreida; Ostreidae. The transcript is spliced from 6 exons. The record is from RefSeq and is a predicted model, not a curated record. Bases 97 to 696 code for a protein of 199 amino acids.
AAAACUUUGUAGAAAUUUUCAUUCUCGUUAGUAAUUUUAUUCUCAGAACCAUACAGUAAUCAGAAAAAAUCCCAAGGAGUGGUAUCGGAAUAUAACAUGAAUUACAGAUGCACACUGUGUUUCCUUACUGCAUCGAUCCUACAUGUAGUUCAUUGGGGAAAGGUUUCGUCAUUUACGACGUGUGAAAUCUCUGUUCUUACAGUAAAGUUUGUUGAAAAAUGUCCAACAGACGCCGAAGCUUGGAAAAAAGCAGCAGCCAGAUUGAAUUGCGGAUCUGUUUCCCAGUCGUGUUCACAGUCCAUGGGAGAGAAUGCUCAGUACUUUGUAUUUCAGUACCACUGUGUUAUCAAUGCAUGGAGGAAUGCUACGUUAGAAGUAUGCGCUCCCAAUCGCACUAUAUUAGGUUUCUGUGCCGAGUUUAACUUCCAAGGAGCAAUGAUACAAGACAACUAUGAUGCAGAUUGCACAAAGCAUGAAACGCCGUGUCCGACCAGCUAUGACUCAGCAGAGGCUUAUAAAUAUCCAUCGUGCUAUGAGAUGGUUAGAAAAAAUCGUCAAAGAGCAAGGGAGGACAUUUUGAAACCGAUCUCCUUAUCAAAUAGAAUUACUGGAAAUCUAGUCCAUUUACUGAGUGCAGUUUUGUCGGUGAUCUUUUUACGGACUAUUACAGACUAUACGUGGAGUGUCGUCCCGUAGUUUUCAUAAUUUGAUUACUGAAAGUAACUUUUCGCAGCCAAAAGUAUGAAUGUGUAUGUGUUUUUAUCUUUUCAUGGGUUUUUUAUGGACACUGGAUGUAUGUAUGUAUGUCUGUCUGUGUAUGUAUGUAUGUGUGUGUAUGUAUGUCUCUGUGUGUGUGUGUAUGUAUGUGUGUGUAUGUAUGUCUCUGUGUGUGUGUAUGUAUGUCUCUGUGUGUGUGUAUGUAUGUAUGUCUGUGUAUGUAUGUAUGUGUGUGUAUGUAUGUAUGUGUGUGUGUAUGUAUGUAUGUAUGUAUGUAUGUGUGUGUAUGUAUGUGUGUGUGUGUAUGUAUGUAUGUAUAUGUGUAUGUAUAUAUAUGUAUGUAUGUAUGUAAGUGUGUGUGUAUGUAUGUAUGUAUGUCUGUCUGUGUAUGUAUGUAUGUGUGUGUAUGUAUGUCUCUGUGUGUGUCUGUCUGUAUAUGUAUGUAUGUGUGUGUAUGUAUGUCUGUGUGUGUGUGUAUGUAUGUGUGUGUAUGUACAUAUGUAUGUAUAGUGAUGUUUCUGGAUUCAUGAACAAAACAUUUGCAGCGAUAUUUUUUAUAUGUACAUAUCACGAUACUACUUAAUCACAAACAUGUCAAUACAUUAUUUCUCCAAAAACAGAAUUAAGGAACUUUUAUAUAGAACUCAUUUAUUCUCACUUGUUAUGAAGAGUUCGAUUGAAUAUAUCUGUUCAUUAUAACCUUAUGAUGAAAUUAUUGUGCUUUACCAAAAAGUUAACUAUAUAUUUGUAUCAUAAAAUGUAAAUAUCUAUUCUUGUUUCAUUGAAAAAUAUAAAGGAUCGCUGAGACUGAAUUUACUUUUCCAGAAGAAGAUGGAAUAUCAUCAAUUGUUAGUCAUGUGAUUUUCUGGUUUAUAGAAAUAUUGCAUACAUUUUGACUUGAUGAUAGAGUUUAGAAGGGAUAUUUCAUCUUGGAAUCCUGUGCUCAAAAUACUAUAGAUGACCUUUGAAUGAUACAUUGCUACAGUUGUCUUUUUAUAUAUUCUGCACAGUGCAUGGCGAUUAUUUAAACACACACUUUACGUUAUGCAGACAAUCGAAAUAUGCAUAUAUUUAGCUGUUUUUGUUUCUUUUUGUUUGGUUGUAUGUUUUGUUUUUUAUUACUAUUAUUUGCUAACAUCAAAUAUAAAACCCCGGGGCCUCCGUGGCGGAGUGGUUAGAGCAUCGCUCUCAAAAUCACACGGCCUCUCACCUCGCGCCGGUAAGUGAGAAAGUUUACUUUCGGAAGGUCGGUGGUCUCUUCCCAGGUACCCCAGAUAACUGAAAAAUUGUUGAGUGUGGCGGAAAACAUCAAUCAAUCAAUCAAAUAUGAAAUGGUAAGAAGAAAGCAACUGAUGUUUGCAUGUACGUGUAUCAUCGUUUCGUUGCGGCAUUGAACUAGUUAGUUUUGUUGACCAAAUAAAAGAUGUUUCUAAAAGGAUGAA